AUGAUAUUGCUAAAAUCUGCGGCCCUGCAAAGGCUUGCAGGCCCAAGAUUAGGAGUACAUUGUACUUUGCGCCCGGGUAAAGCUGCAAUCUUGUGCCCGUGGACUGCUACUCGCGCGCUACGCUCGAUAUCAACAUGGAGAGCUUUACAAUCGGAGUUGGACGAACAGACCGGAGAGAAGGUACAUAUCAAAGAUUUGGAAGCGCAGGAUCCGCUGAUCAUUAUUGAGACUGAAGCCGCUCGCCUCCGUGACGAAAAAGAAGCUCAACAGAAUGCGGAAAUCGAAGCCUACACUGAUAUUCGAGAAUACCUUAGGAAUUGGCAGAAUACCAAUCCACCUACCCUGGACCCAUUUCAGGAACCAGGUGCACUCAUAGAUGGAGCCCAGGCUGGUGGCAUGCUCAAUGGUCGAGAGGCAAGCGAUUCUGUCUGGAAUACCACGUUGAUGAACAACCAAGAAGACCUUGAUUACUCGGAAGAAUCCCAAGGCGAACAUCUCCAAUCUGGUGAUUUGGUGGCUCGACUCUCCUCAGACGGCACCUUCAGCUUUGCAAUCUAUGUGCAAUCCGUUUACAGACAGAAGCAAUUUUAUAUCUCCAAGGGAAAUUGGCGUGUUUGCUCCCCAGGUGAAAUCGACUAUGUCAUCAAGGAGUUCGCUCCUUUGGAAUUACUCGAGCCGAUCAAACCAUAUUUCCCCACCAGUUUGACCCAUGUCAUACCAGAAAUUCAAACUAUCCCGGAAGGCGGACUUCCCAGGCCUCUUGGAGCACCUCUUUUGUCGAUGAUGACCAAUCUCCAUGGUCAUAUCUUGGAUUUCUAUCAAAAACACUCUGAGUCACUUGAUAACAUUUAUGAUAUGGUUGCCGAUACUUCUGAAUUUCUUCGCUUGACCCUAGAAGAAAUGGCCAUGACAGUUUUGAGCAUCGACGAGUCAGAGCUCAAUAGUGUCAAUCUCUUUGCGGUGCACCAAGCUAUCCGGCGAUAUCCAUUCCUCAUAGAAAAGUCGUCAACCUCUUUGAUCUGCUAUACUUAUCUAAUACAACCGAAGAGAGUCGCCAAAGUAAUCAAUCAAGUCACUGAUUGGGCUCGCGAGCAUCAAGAGAUCUGUGUGAAGGCGGCCUCGAGAAAGAAAGGGGACAAUUUACAGACGAACCACCCAAUGCAAAAAUUUAUUGCUAAAUCACAACGAUUGAUCCACCGUAGCCGAAAGCUUCGAUCGCCCACAAUCAUGUCCAGUCUUGGCCCCUCAUCCCAAAGAUUUUCACCUGGACAGGAUGGCAAGCCAAUGGUGUUCCGCGAGGUUUUGACUGAAACCUUUACCCCUGAUGACCAAAUCAUUAUCGAGUAUCUACAGCUUUAUGCUAUCCCAUCCGUCAUAAUGCCGUCUGGCACUUUGAAAUCGACAGCUUCACAUAUCAUGCGGGCGACAGGCAUGUAUAACAGUCUCGGACUCAGUAGCGCAUCGUCUCGACUGUUCCUGCAGGAGUUGGGCGUCGUAUCUCCGUGGGAAAAUCUUGCUCUUCUUGAUCAAACUCUGUUGCUCCCCGGACAUGGGAUGUCUCUUAUGGAAGAUAUGAGGUGGGAAGAAAACGAGGAAGCCUGUUCAAAACUUGAAUCCAUGAACGACUCGAUGCAAGAUCUCCGAAAGGACUGGGGAGAUCUGCCGGUCUACUGUGUCGACGAUAUUACAGCCCAAGAAAUUGACGACGGUGUCUCGCUAGAACGUAUUCCAGGCUCAGACGAUAUAUUCUGGGUGCACAUUCACGUUGCAAAUCCGACGGCCUUCUUAGCCCACGAUCAUCCUAUUAUGGAGUAUGCCGGCUCCAGACUCCUGACUACCUAUACUCCGGAACGCACAUACCCCAUCUUCCCAAAAUCUUUCACCCAGAAUCAUUUCAGUUUAUCCCCAGGUCGACCCACUCUCACAUUCAGUGCAAAGAUGAACCUUCAAGGAGAGGUCUUAGACACGGAAGUCGCAAAUGGUACCAUUAGAAAUGUAAUCAGUGUCACACAUCGCACUGUACAAGAAUUCUUGAGUCAGAACGCGGAUAAACCUACGAGUUUCCUCGUCGUGGGAGGUCCUCCUUCAGCUGCUUCUGACAGCACAGUCUUUCGUGAGGAGCUCACCCCAGAAGAUAAGGAUACUUUUACCAUCUUGCGUCAACUUAUGCUCGGGUUCCGCAGUCAGCGUCAGAAGAAUGGUGCUAUAGACUUACCGGCCCAGCCUAAUACCUCGCUCUCUGUUCAGCUAGGCUUAAUUCCUGCGAAGCCCUACGAUCUGCAAGUCACCGAAGGCCGACACUACAUCGGUGACCCACGUAUCGAACUCCGUAUGCAGGACUUUGAUCCGCACGAAGUCCGAGACGAGUCAAAGAACUACCUGAUCUCGUUGUUGAUGAACCUUGCCGGCCACGUCGCUGGCCAGUUCUGUGCUACCCGAAACAUCCCUGUGGUUUAUAAUGGAACCUGGUACGAUCCUGAAUACUCUCGUCUCACAUCCCAAAAUAUACAUCAGUUCGGUGGACAGGGAUUUUAUCACCUCGGCAUGCCAAAGGCCUUUGCCUCAACCGAGCCUCUUCAACACCACAUCCUCGGGCUUGAUUCAUAUAUCAAAAGUACCAGUCCGCUACGCCGGUGGAACGAUGUCAUAGCCCACUACCAAAUCGAAGCAGCGCUACGGUUUGAAGCCGAGUAUGGACGCCGCUUCGAUGUCAAUACAGACUCCCCAGGUUCCACGUAUGAAGAUAUUCCAGAGACAACAGAGUUUGAAGAAGAGUCUCAACCAGCAACCUCUCUACUCCCGUUCUCCAGGGCUGACCUAGACGACCACAUCACCUACUCCCAACCCAUUCAAACCCGCCUCAAUCAAAUUUCAAAAUACUCCACCCAACACUGGGCUUGCAUGCUCCUCCUCCGCGCCUUUUAUUUUGGUGAAUGUCCCCUCCCCGAGACUUUCCAAUGUUUCCUACGAUCACAGCGCCAUGGUUCUGAUAUUUUGGACACUACUUAUUCAGGAGUCAUCACCAGUCUUGGUGUGAACUGUGUUGUCGUUAUACCCGAAAGCUGUCCAGAUAAAGACCGGAUGGAUGUCUUUGGCGUUGUGGAGGCAACUAUUACUGCUGUCGAUAUGGCCACCUUGGAGGUAAAGAUGAAGGCUACAAAGUUGGUUAAGCUAUUCGAACGGACAGGUGAAUGGGCUUAA
Molecule: messenger RNA, 3201 nt
Organism: Penicillium taxi
Lineage: Eukaryota; Fungi; Ascomycota; Eurotiomycetes; Eurotiales; Aspergillaceae
Product: exoribonuclease II
Exons: 2
Coding region: 1-3201 (1066 amino acids)
Biological process (GO): mRNA catabolic process
Cellular component (GO): exosome (RNase complex); P-body
Molecular function (GO): RNA binding; 3'-5'-RNA exonuclease activity
Source: RefSeq, a predicted model, not a curated record